Molecule: messenger RNA, 5507 nt
Organism: Osmia lignaria (orchard mason bee)
Lineage: Eukaryota; Metazoa; Arthropoda; Insecta; Hymenoptera; Megachilidae
Biological process (GO): cell fate commitment; negative regulation of transcription by RNA polymerase II; positive regulation of transcription by RNA polymerase II
Cellular component (GO): nucleus
Molecular function (GO): zinc ion binding; RNA polymerase II cis-regulatory region sequence-specific DNA binding; DNA-binding transcription factor activity, RNA polymerase II-specific
Source: RefSeq, a predicted model, not a curated record
UUCGAAUGUGAUUUGACGCAAAUUUUCCUCGAACCUUUAAAAACCGUCGAUGGUUUCCACUUAUCAGUCCCCUUAUCUCGUCCAGGCCCACCUCACGAUUUCGAAGAGUGAUCGGCCGUCGAUCCAGCUAACACUUUCCGAACUUAAACAAAUCUAAACCACGUUAUUCCGUUCCUUUCUCCUAAUAAUCAGUGAAUUUUUCAUUGAUCGCUAUCACGAUUACUCUGUGCAGCUCGAAACUGUAACAGAUCGAAAGGGUUGAUUAUUCGCGGUUGGACAUGGUAAUUUCACGUGGACAUGGAAAAAAUUAAUCGAACAUUUGUAGCCAAUUUCGGAACGUAAUCUUAUCACCAGCCUGUUUGUGUAUAUCUUAUCGCGGAUCUUGUUCUCGAGUAUUUUAUUUGCCGCGGAAUUUUGGAAGAUUCGUGUCCAUAGAGUCCAGGAAAAUCUAUUUCUCUCGGAAAAUAAAUAUGCUGUUAAAUCGGUAGAGGCGGCUCGAACGCGGGAACCUUCCCCAACAAAUUUCAAUGAAAUUAGCAUCGAUUGAAAGGAAAGAUUUUCCAGUCGGAAAAAUCGAGGUUCGUUUCCCUUUUCCCUACUCCGUCAGAUUUCUGUCCAUCGAUUGGCCGAUCGACGAUGGUUCCUGUCCCGGUGAUUACGUCAUCGAUGACCUUGAUCAUCGACGGUGUCCGGCGGCCGAUUGAUAAAUCAUUUGGAGGCACUCGAUCGUCGAGUGGCCGAGCAUCAGUGUCGUCGGCGUAAAGCGCAGAUCGGGAGCUAAUUAACCGAGAUCUCUCGGGCUGAUCGGUUAUCGUGAUCGCAGGAACGGGAAGUCGGGCCAGGAGUAAGAUCUUCCUCGUGAUCCACGCAGCGAUAGGAUUUACCUAUGAUUCCCCCGUGCGUUCUCAGGAGGACCACGCUUCCGCAGAAGAAGCGUAUCUGGCAUCGUUCCUAAUCCCCUUUCCGCUCCCCCUCCCAGCGUCCUUGAUUUUCCGUACGCAAGUUUACCGGUCCGGGAAACUCCUGGUGCACCUGCCGGCAGAGCAGAGGGCUCCUCUGCUCCGAAGGAGCUCGCGAGAGGACGAUUCUCAAUAUGGACAUGAGCAGCGAGUCUAGCGCGGCCAGGUGGUACGAGCCGCCUAGGUCCACGCUGGAACCACCCUCCGGGGGCGCCGGAGUGGCCGGAGUCGUCGGCAACCCGACCGAUUACAGGGGUUACUACCCCCACGCUGGACCCACGGCUCAUCACCCCGCCGCCGCCGCAGCGCACUACGCUCACACAAGGAUGUCGAGCAGCGGUGUGACGAGUGGGCCGGUAAGUCAGGUCUGUCGGCCGCACUUUCACAGCUCGGUGCUGCACCCGUGGCUGUCGGGCAGCGGGGCGGACACGUCGAAAACACCCUGGGGAUUCCCUACGAGCACAGGCUCGACCGGUGGCACGGUGAACGACGACAAACCGCAGAGUCCGUUAGGCUCUUUACCACCGACCAGCGGAAGCCUGUCGAGUCACGGCGGAGCUGGAGCGGGCCACCAUUUGUUCUCCUUUCCGCCGACACCUCCGAAGGACGCCACCCCCGACAGCAUCACCGCCAGCACAACCUCCAGCACGAACAACAACAACAGCAGCAGUGCGAACAAUAACAACAAUAACGGUAGCAACCCUCUGUCCGGUCUGGGGGGAGGUGGGGCAAGCAGCGAGUACCAAGCGGCGGUGGCCCACGCGGCGGUCAUGGGCGCUUUCAUGCACCAUCAGGACGCUCUGGGCGGUUCGGGCGCGAGCUCGUGCGACGUUAAGCCAAGCGUGAUGCUGGGACACCACCACCACGGAGCACCGUCGCCGCCGCACCAGCAGCACAACGGGACGACGAACGGCGGGAACGGUGGGAACGGGACGAACGGCGGCGCCGGGGGCACCGGCCAGGUGAAGCAACGCGAAGGUAAUAACCAGUCGGGCAACGUGUCUGGCAGCCAACAGGCUAGCGCCGCGCAACAGCAACAGCAGCAGCAGCAACAGCAACAACAGCAGCAGCAGCAGCAACAACAGCAGCAGCAGCAGCAACAGCAGCAACAAGAGGCUGCGUAUCAGGGAAACAAUGUGGCGGGCGGUGGCGGUGGUGGCGGUGGCGCGAGCUCGCCCUCCUGCAGGGAGAGUUACGCGGCUGCUGCCGCCGCUGCCGCCGCCGCCGCGGCCGCGGCCGCAGCUGCCUCCAACACCCACCAUGCCACCUCCGGAUCCCAGUACGACCCGGCAACCAGCGCGUAUAACAUGUACCAGCACCUGCAGUAUCCUAGUACCACCCACCACCAUCACCAUCACCAUCUUCACGGCGCCUCCUCGUCGUCUUCUUCGUCCGCGUCCCACAAUCCGCACAACGGGACCGCGGUUUCCGGUAUAUUCGGCCACCACGCCGCCGCCGGGGCCGGCAACGCGACCGGCGUGGCCGGCGUAAACGUCGACUCGAAGUUGUUGGUCGGUCACACGCACGGCAACACGCCGAGUUCGCCGUCCGCGCAGCAGCAGCAGCAGCAAAAGCCGAGGAACAAGUCGAGGACGUCCGCCGAGGGUCGCGAGUGCGUGAACUGCGGCGCGACAUCGACGCCCCUUUGGAGACGGGACGGCACAGGGCACUACCUCUGCAACGCUUGCGGCCUCUACUACAAGAUGAACGGCCAGAAUCGACCGCUCAUCAAGCCGAAACGACGCCUGUCGCUGCAGAGUGCGGCAAGACGGGCGGGCACCAGCUGCGCCAACUGUAAAACCGCGACCACCACGCUCUGGCGGAGGAAUCAGGCCGGCGAGCCAGUUUGCAACGCGUGCGGCCUCUACUACAAGCUACACAACGUGAACCGGCCGCUCACGAUGAAGAAGGAGGGCAUUCAGACGAGAAACAGGAAGCUCUCGUCGAAGAGCAAGAAGAAGAAGGCCGGCGGCUGCCUAGGCCUCGGCGGCGUGAUGGGCGAUAUGAUCAAGGCCAGUGGUCAUCUCGAUCUCGAUAACAAGCCAUUCCACUCGGGCUUCGGUUCACCAAUGAGCACGUCGCAGCAUCACCACACGAUGCACCCGGCGAUGCAGCACUACAUGUACCACACGGGCGUCGGCGUGGCCGGAGGUCUUCAUCAAGGCUUCGCACCACCGGCGCCGCCCCCGAUCCACCCCCACUCGCAUUCGCAUUCCCAUUCCCAUCACAUGACGAGUCUUCAGGGUCUCCAGUUGGCCGCCACGACGAAUGCGAUGACCGGUUGGCGAUCGGAGUACACAUGAAUCGCGAGUGAUCAGCAGCUCAGGACGCAGCCCACCACUCUUGUUCUAUCGUAAACUUAAAAGAAGUCGAACUCCUCUCUUUCUCUCCUAGCGACAAAGGGAGACGGUUUUCGAGAACAGGGAAGUAUACCCUGAGAACACACCAUUUCUUUUUUUUUUUUUUCCUUUUUCCUCUCUUUCUUUCUUACACAUACACACAUACAGGUCUGUCCUUCUAAUUUCUAUUCUCUGUUUCUGUUCUCCUGUUGUUGCGGUCUCGCGUCGCUGUAAAUAUGUAAAGUUUCAUCGUAGGGCCAUCGAGCCCAGGCCCCAAGUACAAACGAAGUCAGCUAACUUGUAUCGAGUCUUAUUAUACGCGCCUGUACAUAUAGAUACACUUAUACGGUUAAAUGCAAGAGUUUAUAUUAUGUGCGUGUACGUGUGAAUGAUGGGAGGGUGGGGCACGCCGGUGCGCGCCCCCCGUCCCUGUUUCGACGCGGAGCCUUCGAGGACGAUUCUUUCUCACAGGGUGCUUUAUCAGCGAAUAAAUUAGGAACAUAAUCGGUCGAACGGUUAUUCGAAAACAAAGAAAGAAAAGGGUAUGAAACCCUCGCGAAUCGGAAUCGAUCUUCGGAGAGCAGCCGCGUUAGUCUUAAAUGCGAAUCGAGAGACAUCGUGCAAUUUUCAAAAUCUUUUAUCAAACCGCGCCGAUCUUUUCAGCCUCCCUUCGAGACGGAUUCGUUUGUGUUUCCCCCCGUCGCGUUUAACGCAAAGGGAGGUGGGUAUCUCGCGUUUGCGCUGAACGGGACCGGACGGGGGUGUUUAAUUUAUUCGAGGGUGGAGGGAGAGAAGACGUCGCGGCGUCGUGUGUCGUACCGGUUAGAGGAUAGCCAGCGGACAAGUAAAUGUAAAACCACGUAGCGUAAAUCCGUAAAUUAUAUCGAGUUUCCGGUGAAUCCAGAUCGGGUCGAUCGUCCUGUCGCAGGAGGUCACGGGUGGAGGGACAGGGGAGAGGCGCGAGCUAAGGAGCAAGCCAGAAAUGCAGAACGGAGGAGGAUAAAGUGAAAACGAAACGAGAUAUCCGGCUACGGAGGAAGGCGUUGUAAAUUUUGUAUCUUCGAGAUUGUGUACCGUUAUCAUUGUAAUGAUAGUAUAUAAAUAUAUAAAUGAACAAAAUCUAUAUGAAUGAAUAUAAAUAAACAGAAAUAAAUAAAUAUAUAUAUAUAUAUACACACACACACACAUGGAAAUAUAAAUAUUAUAAAUAUUAUAAAUAAAUAGAAACGGCGUGGAGGACGGCUGGCUAAGCGCCGGGUGAGAGGAGUAAAAGUGAUUGUGCAUAAAUUAGCGGUUAAUUGCGCAUCGUAAGAUUUGCAUCUAGAUAGUCGAGCGAUGGUAAUUAAAACGAUUUAUCGCGAGCGAAAAGGUUAAUAGCCGUAAAUGACGAUUAUCAUUAUUAUUCUUAUUACUAUUAUCGUCGUCGCCGAUCGGCCGAUCGCCGAUUAUUCAUUAAUCGUUCUAAUUAAUUAAUUAAUCGCGGAGUGACUCGGCCGCGGUCGUUAACACGAGUCCAGACCACAUUGUGAUCCUUUCUUUUUUCGAUGUUUAGGGUGUUUUUAAGGGGGGGAAUUGGGAGCGGGGAGGGCAGAGGGGUUGAAUCGAUUCUCGAUCCUCGAUCCUCCGCCUUAAAAAAUUCACAUUUUCCGUCGGACAAAAUUUUUUCUUCAAACUUGAAAACCUUUCCUCUCUUUGGACGUCUCGGUUUCGAAACUGAACCGACGGCAGAGGAUCGACGAUCGAUCGAGCCAACCCCGGGGAACUCGCGGUAGGGGUGACUUUUCCCGAAAAAGACUGAGAAGCUAGACGAACGGCACGACGGAUACGACCCAGCCGGAGGGGGGUGCUUUCUGGCGAGGAAUUCGCGAACAACCACCCCCGCAUUCAGGAACGAGAAGAACGCGAGAGGGAGGUUAUUCUAAUAAUAGUAUUAUUAGGGAGUAGCGUGUAGACUGUAUAAAACACACGAACCGAGACAGACACACAAACAUACACACGGAUAUACAGCCGCAUAGGUAUAAAUGAUGUUUAAGAGGAGAAGAAGGGAAAGUUGGGGACAGAUAUGGUCGUCGACGUAGGAUCGACGAGUAGGACAGAGGAGGUGUAUCGUGGCGAUAUUAUUUCGAAUGUAUAAAGCGACAUUGUAAGAUAUCAUUGUAAAAAAAGGUUUUAACUUAAAAUAAAUUAAACGAUAAUUCACGCAUUAACA